This is a messenger RNA of Carassius auratus (goldfish), 1267 nucleotides long. RefSeq names its product mucin-5AC-like. Lineage: Eukaryota; Metazoa; Chordata; Actinopteri; Cypriniformes; Cyprinidae. The record is from RefSeq and is a predicted model, not a curated record. Bases 197 to 1267 code for a protein of 356 amino acids. The transcript has 2 exons.
UAUAGCACCAGUAUCAACAACUGAUGCAGCAAUCACAACUCUGUCUGGCACCACUACAACUACUGAUGCAACAACAUAUUUUGAUUCCACAACUACCCAUCUAAAGUCAACCAGUGACGCAUCAACUACAACUCUGUCUGACAUAACUACAACUAAUGAUGCAACAACAUCUUUUGAUUCCACAAGCACCCCGCUAAUGUCAACAACUGAUUUAUCAACCACAAGUCUGUCUGACACCACAACAACUACUGAUUCUACAACAACUUUUGAUUCCACAACCACCCCUCUAAUGUCAACCACUGAUGCAUCAACUACAACUCUCUCUGACAGAACUACAACUACUGAUGCAACAAGUUUGACUUCCACAACCACCCCUUCAGCACCUACGACUGUAGCAACAACAUCAACAAAAACAGACGUAUCAACCACAGCAUUGUCUGAACCCACAACAGCAAAUUAUGCAACCUCAGCUUUGGCUUUUACAACGACAACCACCUUUCCAACAUCCUCAACUGUUGAACCAACAUCAACAACAUCUGAUGCAGCAACCACUACUCUGUCUGACACCACAUCAACAACUGAUGCAACCACAAUCUUGGCUUCCACAGCCACACCUCUGACAUCGACAACUAUAGCACCAGUAUCAACAACUGAUACAACAACAAUUUUGGCUUCCACAUCCAGCGCCCCAACAUCCUCAACCACAGCUGCAGCGUCAACAACAACUGAUGCAGAAACAACAACUCUGUCUGACACCACUACAACUACUCAUGCAACAACAUCUUUUGAUUCCACAACCACCACUCUAAUGUCAACCACUGACUCAUCAUCUACAACACUGUCUGACACAACUACAACUACUGAUGCUACAACAACUUUUGAUUCCACAACCACCCAUGUAUUGUCAACCACUGAAGCAUCAACCACAUCUCUGUCUGACACCACUACAACUACUGAUGCAACAAGUUUGACUUCCACAACCACCCCUUCAGCAUCUACGACUGUAGCAACAACAUCAACGAAAAUAGACGAAUCAACCACAACUUUGUCUGAACCCACAACAGCAACUGAUGGAUCCACAAUCUUGGCUUCCACAACCACACCUCUGACAUCGACAAAUAUAGCACCGGUAUCAACAACUGAUGCAGCAACCACAACUCUGUUUGGCUCCACUACAACUACUGAUGCAACAACAUCUUUUGAUUCCAAAACCAACACUCUAAUCUUUGGCUUUUACAACCACCUUUCCAACAUCCUCAACUGUUGA